AUGCAAGCCAAGGUUAAUAAGCGAUUGGUUCUAAUUAGCAAAAAAUUACAGUCGGAUAGAUCAAAUUCACUAAAGAACCAAGUUAUUAUCGACCUGUUUUCCAAUUUCAUAUCGAAUCUGCCACCAAUAGGUGGUGGAGCGAUGCCACGCUCCAGCAAACGGACGCGGAGCGGCGCUCCCGCUAGCGGGGGCGAAGUCCUGCCGGGAGCGACCGCAUUAGACGAUCAUCAUCACCACAAGAGAUCUAGAAAUAGCAGUUCACGUCGACAUUCCAAAUCAGAAGACACAAGUUUUAGUGUAAAGAAAUGUUUAACUUGGUUUAAAGAAUACACAACAGUUUCAGAACCAGAUGUUUUAGGUCCCGAAGGUAUGGAAAAGUUUUGUGAAGACUUAAACGUUGAUCCAGAGAAUGUUGUAAUGUUGGUAAUUGCAUACAAAAUGGGGGCAAAACAAAUGGGAUUUUUCACACAAGAUGAAUGGUUAAAAGGACUAACAGAGUUACAGUGUGAUAGUGUGCACAAACUACAGAACAAACUAGAAUACCUACGUAAUUUACUCAAUGAUCCCUAUGUAUUUAAGGCUAUAUACAGAUAUUCGUAUGACUUUGCAAGGGACAAGGACCAGCGCUCGCUGGACACGGGCACGGCGCGCGCGCUGCUGGGCGUGCUGCUGCCGCGCUGGGCGCUGCGGCCGGCGCUGGGCGAGUUCCUGGCGCGCGAGCGGCGCUACCGCGUCGUCAACCGCGACCAGUGGUGCAACAUCCUGGAGUUCAGCCGCGCCGUGGACGCGCACCUGGCCUCCUACGACGCCGACGGCGCGUGGCCCGUCAUGCUCGACGAGUUCGUGGACUGGCUGCGCGCCGAGCGCGCACAGGCCCCGCCCAGCUGA
Molecule: messenger RNA, 888 nt
Organism: Arctia plantaginis
Lineage: Eukaryota; Metazoa; Arthropoda; Insecta; Lepidoptera; Erebidae
Source: the annotation of a GenBank genome assembly